Messenger RNA from Elaeis guineensis (African oil palm), 306 nucleotides. RefSeq names its product auxin-responsive protein SAUR71-like. NCBI's taxonomy places the organism in Eukaryota, Viridiplantae, Streptophyta, Magnoliopsida, Arecales, Arecaceae. Gene Ontology annotation, biological process: response to auxin. The record is from RefSeq and is a predicted model, not a curated record.
AUGGAGAGAAGGGUUGCAAAGGGUAGGCAGUGGAACUCGUGCCCUCCGAGCACCCGGAUUGAGGACUUCUCGGGGGAGGCCAUGGGGGAUCGAACCCCAAAAGGAUAUGUUCCCAUACUUGUUGGGAAGGAUGAGAUGAUGGAGAGGUUUCUGCUUCAUGUUAAGCUCUUCAGGGACCCAUGCAUCCUUGUGUUGCUCGAGAAUGCUGCAGAUGAGUUUGGGUACAAGCAGGAAGGGAUCUUGAGGAUCCCAUGCGAUGUUGAUCAUUUCCGGCGGGUGGUCGGAGCUGUCUCAAAGCCCAACUAG